This is a messenger RNA of Aegilops tauschii subsp. strangulata, 1598 nucleotides long. The record is from RefSeq and is a predicted model, not a curated record. Lineage: Eukaryota; Viridiplantae; Streptophyta; Magnoliopsida; Poales; Poaceae.
AUGGGGACUCCACACAGCAAGCCAGCGGAACAGACAACUUCAUCACAUGUACCUGCAGGCCCGAUGGAGGGGACAAGUGUUGACGACUCUAACGAAGUGAUUAUACCCGUAGCCGAUGAUGUUGACAAAAUUUACCCACGUAGUCCAGGAGUCCAUAUUACUCCCUCCGAACGGAUGAUACUUGAGACCGAUGGUGAUAGCACAUAUGAUACUCCAGGCCCGAUGGAGGGGCCAAAUGGUGACGACUCUAUACAAGGAGUUAUACCUGGAGCCGACGAUGUUCACAAGAAUUACCCAAGUAGUCCAGGUACUAAGGCUGUGCAUAUAUACUGAGAUUGCUUUUAUGCUUUUUAUUAUGUGAUAAAUCAAACCUAACAGACUUGGGCAGAACCGAUUCUAAUAGAUCAAGCGUGUUACUUGUAGGAGUCCAUAUUACUCACUCGGACAUGACGAUACUUGAACAGGCCGAUUGUGAAAUGACAUAUGUUCAUCAACCUUCCCAUCUGAUUUCGGGUACGUAUUAUGUUGUAUAAAGGUUAAGACCAUGUGCCUACAACUUUGCCUUGUUUCUGCGAUGAUAUUAUAUAUACUGAGAUUGCUUUUAUGCUUUUUAUGUGAUAAAUCAAACCUAACAGACUUGGGCAGAACCGAUUCUAAUAGAUCAAGCGUGUGACUUGUAGGAGUCCAUAUUACUCACUCGGACAGGACGAUACUUGAACAGGCCGAUUGUGAAAGGACAUAUGUUCAUCAACCUUCCCAUCUGAUUUCGGGUAAGUAUUAUGUUGUAGAAAGGUUAAGACCAUGUGCCUACAACUUUGCCUUGUUUUCGGUCCAAUAUAUUGUUAUGUUAACAUGAUGCAGACAACCCUCCAAUCUCAUUCCUAUAUAAUGUAGAUUCGUUGCCAGCUCUCAGUUAUCUGACAAAAUAACUAGCUAGCAUGCAACGUGACAGUUGGCAAGAGAGGCCGCAUAAUGUUCCACGCCAUCCUCACAGUGAUAUCACUAAUGCAGAUCAACCAUCCUCUGUGGACCUUGACGAAAAAAGAGAGUUGAUAAAAGCUCGGAGGCGAGCUGCUUAUAGAAAGAAAAAAGAGGAGGCUACCGUCAAGCAACAAGAGGAAAAUCUGUCUGCCCUUACGAUAUCAGGUAAGAAUGCUUUAUGGGAAGGCACUGCGAUGAUAUUAUAUAUACUCCCUCCAUUCCACAAUAUAAUGUUAAUAUCAUUUCACAUGCAGAUAUGCUGAAUGUGGGUGGGUUACCUCUCGGUGAUAUCACUAAUGUGUGUCAACCAACCACGGUGGACCUUGACGAUAAAAAAGAGCAACUAAAGUCUCGGAGAAGAGCUGCUUAUCGAAAGAAAAAAGAGGAGGCAGCCAGCAAGCAAAAAGAUGAAAAAAGAGCAACUAGGUUGUCCAGUUGAGCUCAUUUUCGGAAUGGAGAUGGACCUGACGGUUGGGGUCAUCACCCUCCCUUCCAGAUCCAGAUCGAGACAGGGAUUAUUCAGAGACAAUAAUUACAUAGUACUGUAUGUAUAUGGUCAGUCAUUUACUACUCUUCUCUCAUUUCUCUGAAUUUACCUGCCAGGCUUCAUGCAUUUA